Angiostrongylus costaricensis is the source of this 201-nucleotide messenger RNA. The record is from the annotation of a GenBank genome assembly. Lineage: Eukaryota; Metazoa; Nematoda; Chromadorea; Rhabditida; Metastrongylidae.
AGCGAGACCAUCUGCGGAGAAUUCGAAUGUGAGGAAGAGGAAGAGGAGGAAGAAAAGGAAGAGGGAGAGGAAGAGGAAGAGGAAAAGGAAGAGGAAAAAGAAGAGGAAGAGGGAAAGGAAGAGGAAGAGGAAGAGGAAGGAGAAGAAGACGAUGAUGAUAAUGAUGAAAUAAUAAUAAUAAUAAGAAGAACACCGCAAUAG